Molecule: messenger RNA, 1480 nt
Organism: Blastocystis hominis
Lineage: Eukaryota; Bigyra; Opalinata; Blastocystidae
Exons: 7
Coding region: 17-1480 (487 amino acids)
Cellular component (GO): cytosol
Source: RefSeq, a predicted model, not a curated record
AUCACCACUAGUAAAUAUGUCCAUAUUCAUCAAUGGAAGUGUAUACCAAAGUCAAACUGUGAGAUAUCCAGUACAACAAUACGUGGAAGAAUACCAAGUUAGACUUGUUAAUUUAAAAAAAGAAGGGAUGGGACGAGCCCUUUACGAGGGUGUACAUAAGAAUCAAAUUCUCGUUGCGCAGUGGCGUGAUGGGAAGAAGAAUGGCAUGGGAUUGAUUUACGAUAAAGAUACGAAGCGAGUCAUACGGAGAGUGGAAUUUAGAGCUGAUGAGCCCAUAAAUGAUGAAAUCGUACCGGAACAGAGGAUAAUGCACGGUAUUAUCGAUUCCUCUGACGGAACUCGUUGGGAGGGAGAGAUCAUUGAUGGAGAAGCUUGCGGGGUAGGCCGCAUCUACAACUCGAUGAACGAGCUAAUUUAUGAAGGCUUCUACAUUGAUGGCGGCCGAACCGGGAAUCUUGCGUAUGAAGGUCUUUGGUGUCGUGACAUGCGCCACGGAGAAGGCACUUCCUAUGACCGUCAAGGAAAUAUGGUUGUAAAAGGUCUGUUCUUGGAAGACAAUUUUGUGGAGGUCAAUGUGGUGAUUCGCACGUUUUCGGACAUUGACAGCCUCAGCACGCUGACUGAGACGCUCGUCGUGAGUGACAAUACCCUAAACGAGCUCGCGCACAUGGAUCUUUCGGAGUGUCGAAAGCUCCAAACCCUGAAAAUCGGCUCCAACUGCUGCAAAAACGUUUGCUCCUUCCGCAUUUCGCGCCUGCGCGAGUUGCAAACCAUCGAGAUCGGUAGUUUCUCAACUCCCGGGAUCUCGUCGAGCAGGUACGUCGCACCUUCGAGGUUUCGUUCUGCCCUUGCGUCACUUCGAUCGAAAUCGCCCCCUUCUCUUUCUUCGAAUAUAAAUCCUUCGUUCUGGACGGUGCGUCUUCUCGACUCCCCUUCUCAAAAUGUAGCGGUUCCGGAGCUCCAGGAGUUCCUUCUCUCGCCCCACACCGUGGGAGAGAGCGGAUUGACGGGCUGCAAUUUCUAUGGCAGUGAGGAACUCCAAAUGAAUGGAGUCAACGGAUGGUUCGCCCAGCUAAACCGAAUCGUGCUCGGCAAUGGCGCGUUCCGCUUUGCGAAACGAGUGGAGCUGCACACUCUCCCGAUGCUGACGGAGCUGGUGUUCGGCGAUGCGAGCGUGGACUUCUGCACGGCGUUCUCGUUGAUUGAUCUGACGAAACUGUGCAAAUUGGAGCUGUACGGAAGCUGCUUGAAUGGGUGCAUCGAUCUGAAGGUCGAGAAUUUGUUCAAGUUAAAGAAUAUAGCGCAUAAGAAGACGCAGGAGAAUGAUCGCAUUUUAAAGUCAUUGAAUAAUUUCAUAAGUAAUAGUAAUAUCGAUCCUGAAAUAAUAUCGUUCUUUCAACAUUAUGUGUGGUACACUAGAGAGAGAGAGGCAUUGAGUGAACAUGUACAUUUUUCUGGAACGAUUCGAAGAAUGGUCUGA